AGCUGUACUCAGCAUGCGCAGGACCUUCCGAUAUUUCUACCAAGCCAUAGUGCGGUAUAAAGAGUCGAGAUGUAACGAUCUGUAUUUUUGUACAGACUGCUCGCUGGCAGUCAAUCCUCCGAAUGGCGAAAUUACUGCUGAAUUUGCAGGUUCUGUUAGGUGUACUUUCGUUUGCCAGUGCUCAAUCCGGAGUAUAUCAACAGUGUGGCGGCAUUGGAUGGACGGGCUCAACUACAUGCGUAAGCGGCGCGGUGUGCACAGUAUUGAACGAUUACUAUUCUCAAUGCUUGCCUGGCUCGGCAACUACGUCGACACCACCGCCAACCACGACUAGCGCUCCACCAACCAGCCCUUCCGGACCAUCGUCGACCAAUACUCCUCCAAGUCAAACCUCGGCUAGUAAUAUAUCUCCAGAAUGGGCGGCUGCAUACUCUAAGGCAAAGACUGCUGUUGCGAAACUUUCUCUCAAUGAUAAGGUGAACCUCGGCACUGGUGUCCAAUGGCAGAAAGGCGCAUGUGUUGGUAAUACUCCUGCAGUGGCUUCAAUCCCGGGUUUCAAUGGACUUUGUUUGGAAGACAGCCCCGUUGGAGUGCGCUACGCCGAUAAGGUCUCUGCAUUUCCGGCUGAGAUCAAUAUUGCUGCUACUUUCAACCGAACGCUCAUGCGCCAGCGUGGUGAAGCGAUGGGCGCGGAAUUCAAAGGGAAAGGAGUCCACGUCGCCCUGGGCCCGAUGAUGAACCUGAUGCGUGCUCCGGCCGCGGGAAGAAAUUGGGAAGGAGGCGGAGGUGACCCGUACCUCUCUGGAGAGAUUGCAUUCGAGACAAUCACUGGUAUUCAAUCUGUAGGCGUUCAGGCAUGUGCCAAACAUUAUAUCAACAACGAGCAAGAACACUUUAGAGAGACCAGUUCAUCGAACGUCGAUGAUAGAACCGAGCAUGAAUUAUAUGCCCACCCUUUCCUGCGUAGCGUGCAGGCAAAUGUCGCAUCUGUGAUGUGCAGCUAUAACCAGAUCAACGGCACCUUUGCUUGCGAAAACGACCAGACACUCAACGGUAUCCUGAAGGGUGAAUUUGGCUUCCAAGGCUACGUUAUGUCAGGUAGAUGCGGUGUGAUUCAAACUCGGUGCAUUACUUACACAUUUUUACUCCGUUCAGACUGGUGGGCAACACAUUCUGGAGCACCCGCUGUGAAUGCAGGUCUCGAUAUGACGAUGCCCGGUGACACUGCGACGAACUCCGGUCAAACUUACUUCGGUCAAAGCCUCGUCAGUGCUGUCCAAAAUGGUCAAGUUUCACAGUCUCGUAUAGAUGAUUUGGCGACGCGCAUUUUGGCAGCAUGGUACCUGGUAGGACAGGAUUCUGGUUUCCCGGCUAUAAACUUCAACGCGUGGAACUCGGGAUCAGGAUCACAUGUUGAUGUUCAAGGAAACCACGCCAGCCUUAUUCGUACUAUUGGAGCCGCCUCCACGGUCUUACUUAAGAACACCGACAAUGCUUUGCCUUUGAAAGCUCUCAAGUCGAUUGCGAUUGUAGGCAAUGGAGCUGCCUCAUCAUCCAAAGGGCCGAACGGUUAUUCGGACCGAGCUGGUGAUGAUGGUGUCCUUGCUAUGGGAUGGGGAAGUGGAACUGCUGACUUCCCAUAUCUUACCGCUCCUGCAGACGCAAUCACAACGAGAGCGAAAGCGGAUGGUACAACAGUCAGCACGUCCCUGAGCGAUACAGACCUCACAGGGGCUGGUAGUGCAGCAGCUAAUAAAGAUGCUGUGUUGGUAUUCAUUACUGCAGACAGUGGCGAGGGGUAUCUCACAGUUGAAGGCAACGCAGGAGACCGAAACAAUUUGAACGCGUGGCAUAAUGGGGAUGCUCUUGUACAGAAGGUGGCCAGCGUGAACAAGAAUACGAUUGUUGUCGUCAAUAGCGUCGGACCAAUUCUGGUUGAAGCUUGGAUCGACCAUCCAAACGUGACUGCUUUGGUGUGGAGCGGGCUUCCCGGACAAGAAGCUGGAAACGCCGUUACGGAUGUGCUAUAUGGUGCCUACAAUCCUGGUGGUAAAUUACCGUACACAAUAGGGAAGACCAUCAACGAUUACUCUGCUCAAGUGGUAACUAACGGUGGUGGCACGGUGCAAAUCCCAUAUAACGAAGGCCUUUUCAUUGAUUAUCGUCACUUCGAUGCGGCAAAUGUCACACCUCGCUUCGAGUUCGGGUUCGGGUUGUCAUACACUACGUUCAGUUAUUCAGACUUGAGCAUCACCGGUUCAACAAGUGGAGGCACUCGCCAGCCAAUUGGCCCCGGAGCUGCAUUAGACCCUUGGUUGCAUGAUCCUGUUGUCACUGUGUCUUUUGCGCUGAGCAAUAAUGGAACAGUUGCAGGCACAGAGGUACCUCAGUUGUAUCUAUCCCCACCGGCGUCCGCCAAAUCGGCACCAUCUAACUUGAAGGGUUUCGACAGCGUUUUCCUCGCGCCUGGCCAAUCCAAGACAAUUUCGUUCAGUCUUUCUCGUUAUGAUUUCUCAGUCUGGGACGUGCCGACACAGAGUUGGCAGAUUCCCAGUGGUAGCACUGGCAUAUCUGUCGGAGCCAGCAGCCGAGACUUGAGACUGAAAGGUUCAAUCAUGAACUGAUACUGAAUUGAAUUUGUACGCUAUUCUACGAGUCGCUACAUAUCCCU
Molecule: messenger RNA, 2671 nt
Organism: Somion occarium
Lineage: Eukaryota; Fungi; Basidiomycota; Agaricomycetes; Polyporales; Cerrenaceae
Source: the annotation of a GenBank genome assembly